Prorocentrum cordatum is the source of this 1086-nucleotide messenger RNA. The record is from the annotation of a GenBank genome assembly. NCBI's taxonomy places the organism in Eukaryota, Dinophyceae, Prorocentrales, Prorocentraceae.
GAGUCCUGCGUCUGGGUCGACCUAGAGCUCCGCGCGGUCCAGGACCAGGUCCUCGUACUCCCCAAGAAUCCCAAUCGGCCGUGGCUGCAGGGCUUGGAGGAGAAGCGGGCCAAGUCCAAUAUCAUUGAGUGGCCAGGGCUGCCGCCCAGGAAGUUUGGCAUGUUGGUCUCGUUGUUCACAUCCAGGUAUGCCAGGGCUCAAUUCCUGUCGCUGACGAUUGGUGCCACGACAGCGUGGGCCCUAGAGCUGGUCCUUGAGUUGAUCCUCCUCCACUACCCUUUCGACCUCAUCAUUGCUGUUGCCCAUGCUACACCGUGGAGCGUUUCUGCUCAAAGGGUGCGAGCGGUCCUGCGAGUCUGGCGCCACCACUUCCGCCACACCAGUGCGGCGGCCAUGAGCAGUGGAGGUCGGCGUGGUUGGCAGGGAGGCUCCUGGAACUACGAUCGUGGCUACGACCGCAGCAAGUACGACAAGUACGACAGGGACAGGGAUGACCGCUACAAGGAGGACAAGCACGAUCGCAACCGAGAUCGUGACCGCUACAAGGAUAGCUCGCGUGACCGCCAGAAGCGUAGUCACAGCGACCGUCCGUCCGAGAAGGAGCUCGAGGAGCUCCGCAAGUCCCUGGCCGCGGUAGACAAGGAGUACGCCGCAUACCAGCAUGACCUCAAGUGCCGCCAGAAGGAGACGGAGCUUCGCAAGCAGGGCGAGUAUGUUGCGGCAGCUCUACGCAGUGCAUUCACGGCGCAGACGGAUGAGCUCAAGAAGCAGCUAGGCCCACGGGAAUGCCCGUUGACACCACGAGCGGAGAGCCCGACCCCGCCCAAGAACGACGAGAAGAAGGAGUUCUCACGUGCGGAGCUCGGGUGGCUACAGGCGGUGGUCGGCACGAAGACCAAGCUCCCUGCCACCGGGGAGAGGAACAUGGUCGAGGGUGUUCUCGUCAAGGCGCUGAAAGAUGACAAGGUGGCCACUGCCAACGCGAACAAGGUGCUGCGGAGCCAUUUGCCACGGAAACAAAUUCCAACGAGCCACAAGGAUAAAGUAAGUUCUCUUAUUGACGUGGUCCUCGGGCGGAUAGGCUGA